This is a messenger RNA of Teleopsis dalmanni, 1452 nucleotides long. RefSeq names its product neogenin-like. Gene Ontology annotation, biological process: homophilic cell-cell adhesion; synapse organization. Gene Ontology annotation, molecular function: axon guidance receptor activity; protein binding. NCBI's taxonomy places the organism in Eukaryota, Metazoa, Arthropoda, Insecta, Diptera, Diopsidae. Gene Ontology annotation, cellular component: neuronal cell body; plasma membrane; axon. The record is from RefSeq and is a predicted model, not a curated record. The transcript is spliced from 6 exons. The annotation marks the transcript as partial.
AUUGCGUCAUAUGGAACUGAAGCUAAACCUAAACUUAAUUUUUCUAAUGAGAUGGAAAAUAAUAAAAGUUUUGUCAGUGUACCAACUACUAUUAAAACACUAGAAAAUGACACCGUUCUAUUGCCUUGUUAUCACAAUGCUACUUUCUAUUUUGUUCGUUGGCAUAGAGAUGAUAUAUCAUUAGUUGAUUCAAGGCAUCCUGAAACGACAGCAUCUAAUCGUAUACAUUUAUUUUCGAAUGGUAGCUUACAAGUAUCCAAUGUACGAGAGGAAGAUAGUGGUGAAUAUUAUUGUGAAAUGAUGGCUAAUAACACGCAUGCAGUACAAGUUCACGCUAUUGAAGUACAAUCGCCACCCAUAUUAAAAGCUGAACCUACGGGAUUAUUGGAAUUACCUAUUGGUGCUAUUUUUGAAUUGAUUUGUGAAGCAAGAGGUAUUCCACAUCCUGCUAUUACGCUGCUUAUGAAUGGUAGUAAAUUUGAUGAAUACCAUAUAAGUAGUCGCCAUAGCUUUCUAAUAAAAGUAUCAUCGCGUUAUAUGACUGGCCCUAUUGAAUGUUUUGCUACCAAUGGUGUUGGAGAACCAGCAACGGCGGGUGUAUAUCUUAAAGUUUUAUAUACUCCAGAAAUUUCCAGUAAAUCUGAUAUAGUUUACACAAAAAUAAAUGCUCGUGCGCAACUUGAGUGCAUUGUCGAAUCGAAUCCACAUGCAAAUGUUCAUUGGUUUCAUAAUGGUAUUCCAUUGACUUUUGAUUUACGUAUAACCCGUCAUGAUACGGAACUGAAAAAUAAUGAAAGCUUAAGUUCACCGUUCCUUGUAAGCAGUCAUGUUUUAGUAAUACGUAAAGUUCGCGAUUCUGAUAUUGGAUUAUACGAAUGUCGAGCUCAAAAUAAGAUUGGUUUCAAAAGUAUCACCAUCGAUUUGACUGGUAGACCUAUGCCAUGUGCUUUCAAGAUAAAUACCGGUGAACAAGGCUCAACGUCACAUUUGUUGGUAUGGCAAACAGAAAGUCUUUCACCAGUUACAGACUUUAAAUUAAAAUUUCGUCAAAUCACUUCAGAAAAUAAGACCUUACAAAGAAAUCAAAAUGUUAAAUGGACUGAUCUAACUAUACCAUCCGAUAUUGCAAUAGGUCCAAUUUAUACUGCAUCAUAUACUCUACGAGGGCUUCAACCUGCCAGCAUUUUUGAAGUUAUCGUACUAGCCCGUAAUCAUUUCGGGUGGAGCAGUGAUAGUAAAACAAUAAGAUUCACAACAGGAGGUGAAGUUGAGUUGCCAAAUUAUUCCACAGAAUCUGAAAUGACUGAGGAAACUUUUGAUGAAAUUAAUGAAGUUGAACAAGAUUCGCAUAUAUCUUCAGGUUGCUUAGAUUUUAGAAUUUCUGCUAAGUUAUUCUAUGUUUUACUCGGAUUUAUAUAUAUACUAAAUAAAACUUUUUUCACUAAAUCAUAA